AUGAAGGUCCAUCCGUAUGCUUGCACAUUCUUUCGACUCUUGCUGUCUCUGAUCUGUCGUAAUGUGUCGUCUUGUCUUGGCCGAAUCAGACUGGACGGAGAGGAGUGUCUACUUGUGGACAUGACUCUUUCAAGGCCUCCAAGUGGUUCAACUAGCGAGGCAACCAUCUAUCGGGACCUUUCAUCCGUACACCUCACUGGAAUUGUAGACUUGGUGUUGACCCGCCGGUGUGAAGGUUCGGCUUGUCUGCCACCCUGUCAUUACUCGGUCUUCCUUUUGUUGUCGACGGGGUCGGCGGCUGUAAUGGUCGCCGUUUCGACAGUCUCCUUUGCAGUGAACAAGCCGGCCGAGAGGAGCGCUUUCGUUCGUAUGCAACCUCGACUGGCUCCCGAUCAAACCAUGUCCCUCUUCUCGUCUGGUGGCCGCCCCAUCGAGCCCCGACUUCCGGUGCAACAGACACAAGGUCCGGUUGAUCUGGACAUGGCGACCAAACUUUUCAACAACCUGACAACUGGAUGUCUUUGCGAAGCGGAGCCGGCCGGUCCGGAGCUGGACGGACCAUUGUCCGCUGUCGUCGGCGCCUCGGUUGCCAGCAGAACAGCCGCCUCUCUCACCUACCUUCAGCCGGGGGGCACGGCCCUGGCCGGUUCCGGUUCCGGUCUCCAGGCGGCCCGCGUCGGCAUGGGCCAUCUGGAGCGGGUUGCCAGUGACGACGACCUUCUGGAAAGGUCGGCCGCCAUCCUCGCCUCGGCUGCUAGCGGUUUUUGGGCCGGCCAGUUCGCCUAUCCGUUGCCCAGUUCCCCGCCCGCCGCUGCUCAUCUCCUCCUCUCCCUCGCCUCGUCAGUCGCAGAAACUCAGUCCUCCUCCGGUCUCCAGGCCCGGUUGCCGUCACAUCCGCCACCGCCGCCGCCGCCGCCGCCGCCAUCACCACCGCCACCUCCGCCGAUGCCACCAGUUACCGUGUCUCCGGGCCGCAGCAGGGCGGACUCAGUUGCUGGGGCCCAGUUGGGCGGUCGUGAUCCUGAACCGGUGGGCAACGCGGCCUAUCGAAAUGCCAUCGCCCACUUGGCCAUGCUUGGACUGGGCCGAAGUACGGCUUGUCUGCGACCAAGUUGUCCGGAGGAUCGGGAGACGGCAGCCGCAGUCGUUGCCGCCGCAGCAGUUGCUGCUGCCGCGGCCGCAGCCAGUCGACCCAGCGAGCCGACAACCAGUUUCUACCAGAAUCCGACCGGAAUGGACCUCAACCAGACCCAGUCCGGAUUCAAAAGCUGGCUGCAGAACACAUUUCAGACCUCUGAGACAGCAGGUCUUCUGGCCUCACCGCUUGACGAGAGUCACUACAUCGCAGAGUAA
Molecule: messenger RNA, 1353 nt
Organism: Protopolystoma xenopodis
Lineage: Eukaryota; Metazoa; Platyhelminthes; Monogenea; Polystomatidea; Polystomatidae
Source: the annotation of a GenBank genome assembly